Molecule: messenger RNA, 359 nt
Organism: Gigantopelta aegis
Lineage: Eukaryota; Metazoa; Mollusca; Gastropoda; Neomphalida; Peltospiridae
Product: PI-actitoxin-Avd5a-like
Exons: 3
Coding region: 75-302 (75 amino acids)
Molecular function (GO): protein binding
Source: RefSeq, a predicted model, not a curated record
UGUCACACAGGCAGAGAUACGAUAUCUGGUGCUGUCAUGUGUUACGUGUUUUAUUAGUUAACAACGAUAUCAACAUGAAAUUUAUACUGGUUCUGUGCGUUUUAACCACAGUUUUCUGCAAUGAGGUCGAGGAACCUCACUGCUCUCUGAUUUGUCCCCGCAUCUACCGACCGGUCUGUGGAACCAAUUACGUGACGUACAGUAACGAGUGCACGAUGAAAGGACAGCUCUGUCUGGCCGGGCUGUCGGAGGUGGUGAAAGUUCUACACCAGGGGCCUUGCAACUCCAACAUCAAAGGAUGAACUAGUUUAACAGGACAUUUGUGUAUUAGGGUUUAGCAAUAAAUCAGUCUACCGACA